Naumovozyma castellii is the source of this 3846-nucleotide messenger RNA. It is a transcript of the gene CLU1, whose product is annotated as translation initiation factor 3 subunit CLU1. Bases 1 to 3846 code for a protein of 1281 amino acids. The transcript has a single exon. Lineage: Eukaryota; Fungi; Ascomycota; Saccharomycetes; Saccharomycetales; Saccharomycetaceae. The record is from RefSeq and is a predicted model, not a curated record.
AUGUCUGCCCCUGCAACUACAGCGGUCGAAGGCCAAGAAGGAACAAAUGAGCAUAUCAAGAUUUCCAUUAAAUUGCCCACCUUGGCACAUUCUCACCAUCAUCAUGCAAAGAAAUCAAACAAUAAGAAGAAUGAACUACUUUUCCAAUUCAAUAAGGAUGCUAAAGUGGAAACCAUCAUUAACGUUCUCGCUUUCACUGAGCAAACUAAAUAUUUGACAAAUAUUCAAUUGAGAUGGAAUGAUAAGAUCUUGAAUGAAGAAGAUACCAUUUUCGAUGUCAUUAACGGUAAAGUAUCCGAUAUGGUUCAUUUAAGCAUUGAAGUGAAACCUUAUACCGCUAGAGACUCAUUGAAGCAUUUAUUGACUGUUCGUGAUUUUAUCGGAUUUGCAUCCGAGACUUCUGAUGGUUUAUCUGAAUUUGCUGUAUCUACAGGCUCUAAAUUCACUGAACUACCAUUGGGUGAAAUUAGAGUACCCACUGCUGAAGAAGAAGAACAAAAGGAUGAGGCUGCAGAAGAUAAAGAAGUAAAGAAGAAUGUCUUUAAGGUGUCUGAUGAAGAAAAGGAUAACUUCGCCAAGGUUGUCCAUGAAAUCUUUGAAUCAUCCAAGAAGACUACGAUUAACCAAGUAUUGACUGCAGACUCUAACGUAGUUACUCCAUGCGUCCGCUCCUUGACAUUAUCUGCUUAUAACCCAGUUCCUGUAUUUUACAAGUCGCAAGGUCAUUUAUUCUAUUUGCAAGUGGUAACUUUAGAAGGUGAAACCUUCCACGUGACAGCCACUCAAUCAGGAUUUUAUAUAAAUAAAUCGACAUCCACUAAAUUUGAUCCAUCUGAAAGAUUGUCUGAAGAACAUAACAACGAAUCCAAGAUCUUCUACAGUUUAUACGAUUUACUUGCAUCCCAUUCAAAGAAAUUUGUCUCUCAUGUUGAAACAUUUGAAAAGAAAUUAGCCGGUAUGGAAUCUGUCUCAUAUGUCAAGCCUGUAUCCACCUUUUUACAUAAACCAUGGUUAGUGACACCACCAACAAAUCCACCAGAUUUCUUCCGUCUUCAAUUAGAUUCUCAAAAUGUUUCAGUUGAAACUAAUUUCAAUGAUCAAUUCCAAGCCAUCAGAGACCUACCAACUAAUUCUUUGAUGGAACGUAUUGAAUUUGAAAGAUUGCAAACCAAGAUUAUUCAUGAAUUCUCUGUGGAAGCCAUUAAAGGUGCUAUGUCUAUUUUUAAUGAUAAUUUACCUCCAUUAAACCCUGAAUCACCAACCAAUGAACAGAUCUUUUUAUCAGGCCAUAUAUUCUAUUCAUUCGUCACUUCAAUUAAAGAUAAUGGUAUCAAUGAAGAUGCAGCAAGAGCCAUUUCCAAUCAUGAUUUGAAGACCAUCAAUUUAUUAAAUAGGGUCAAUCUGAAUGAUGUAAGAUAUGUAUUGACUACUAUUGUUGAUUUUGCUGGAAGAAGAUUACUGGCACAAACUCCAGUACCUGGUUUAUUGGACUCCAUGGGAACUCAAGUGGAAAAAGAUCCAGAAACUGGUGAAGAAACAUUAAAAGAUCUAAACAACGACGUUAUGGUCAAGUACGGGUUAGACGAAGAAGAAGGGAAAAUAUUGUUUGAUGCCGAUUUCGAUGCUGCCUUGGGUAAAGAAUUCGCCAAGAUUUUCCAUUUGAAGAAACAUCAAGUUUCCAAUGGAAAGGAUGGAGAAAACGUCGAUAUCUGGUUUUCUUCCAAAUCGAGAGGUAUUGUUGGUUUCGAUAAGAGAAAGUAUAUUCUAGAUUUGGCUAACACUUACCCAUUAGAUAUUAAUUUUGUCAAGGAAAACUAUGAUAAUGUGGCCGAUACGAAGCGUUACCCACAUAGACAAACCUUAAUGCGUCCUGAAUUAGUUGAAAAGUGGUGGAACGCGCAAGUUGAGAAAAAUAAAGAUUUGACAAUGGAUGCCGCAUAUGAUGGAAACAUGUUUAGUUAUAAUCCAGAUGCAUUCGUCGUGGAUGGUGUUGAGGAUCCUACAGUUGAAGAAAUCUCUACUUAUUUGACAAAGGAGGUUCUUCCAGGCGUUGUUGCUGAUUAUAUUCAAAAUAACGUCAACAUUCCUUAUAAUGGUGAGCAUUUAGUUGAUACUUUACAUAAGAACGGUAUCAAUCUUCGUUAUUUGGGGAAAUUCAUUGAAUUGGUUCAAACUGAAUUAUCCAAGCAAGUUGCUCAACAUACUGAGAAAUUGAAGACAGUUGCAGAAGGUAAUAUUGAAUAUGAAAAUUGGGAAAAGGAAUAUUUAGUUAAAAUUGAAAAAUUAAUUGCUGAAAGACAAGCCAAAAUUAAUAAACUGAUUCAAGAAGGAAAAGAAGUUCCAAAGGAACUAACUGAAGAUUUGAAGUUGAAUGACGAUGAAAUCAGAAAGCCAACUGAUGAACAACCGAUAGUUGUUGCUAAAGAUGAAUUAACUACCUUGAUUAAUAUUGCAGAAUUAGAAAUUAUUACCCGUUCUUUGAAGCACGUUUUAAGAUCAUAUAGUAAAGAUCUACCUGUUCUUAUGGUGCCAUCUUUGAUCGCCUUCGUUUUAAAUUUAUUGUUUGGUGAAAAAUACAAUGAUUCUCCAGUCGCCGAAGAAAUUGAUAAUUUCCAUCCAAUUAAAUCUUUCAGUUUCCACAAGCUAACUCGUACUACGUUAUUGGAGGCAAUUUCCAAGGAAUCUUAUCUACGUUUCCGUUAUGAAUUGCCUACUGAUUGGAUUUCUAAAUAUUCUGAAUCUCCUUUCAUCGCUAUUAGAUCCUUAAGUUACAAGAUUGGUAUUCAAUUGGUUAAUAAGCAAUAUUUCUUCACUACGGAAUCAUUCGAAACAUUCAAACAAUCUCAAGAUAAGAAGAUUAGAAAUAAAUUAGUAGCACCUUUGAAUACCUUCUCUGUGAAAGACUUAACAAUUAUUCCUCGUGUUAAGACCUCUGAAUUCUCAUCAUUAGUUGGACAAGAUUUCUGGACUCAAGGCACACUUACUAUCCAAGAAGCACCAAAAGAUGCUUUAACUUUAUUUGCACAAGCUAUUACUGUAAUGGAAGAAGUUAGCAGUAUAUUACAUCCAAGUGUUGCCGAAAAGUACUUAUCCGUUUCUACUGUGUACAAUCAACUUGGUUUAACAUCAGAAGCCGUUGCUUUCUGUCGUAAGGCUUGUAAGAUUUAUGAAAGAGUCUGCGGUGUUGAUUCCUUUGAAAUGCUAAGAGCAUUAACAAAUUUGGCUAUGUUAGAAACCUCUAAUAAGAGUCCAUACAAUGCUGCUGUGGUGUAUAAGAGACUUAUCGAGACUUUGCAAUCUUUCAACUUGAGCACCUUACAUCACCCAAGUAUGACAAGUAUUUAUUCAAACAUUGAACAAUUAUCCUUAGGUGUUGAGAACAUUAAAUUAAGCAUGGCAGUUCUAAAGCACUUAUGUGAUUUAAUUGUUUCAUUUGAAGGUAAGGAAUCACUAGCAUAUGCGUUCACUGAGAGUCGUUUGGGUAAUUUAUAUGUCACAGUUAAGGAUUUCCGUAGUGCUUUGCAACAUAUUGCUGUAACUGAGCCUAUCUUUAGCAAAGAAUUGGGGACUAAUCAUGUUACCACGGCUCAAUCUAGACAAUGGAUUAAUGGUUUGACCAAUGUCGUUAAUGAUAUGCAAAAACAACUUAAUCAAACUCAAGCAGCAGUGAAUGCUAAGAGUAAUGCACCUGCCAAGAAGCAUAAAAACAAGAAGGAUGAACCAAAUGCAGAAUUAGCCGAUAAAUCUGUUGAUGAAUUGUUGAACUUCAUUGAAGGUGAUCAAAAAUCAUCCGGUUCUUCCAAGGGUAAGAAAGGGAAGAAAGGUGGAAAACAUGGCAAGAAAUAA